AUGGCAACCUCAAAGAUUUUCUCGUUUCUAUUUCUCCAGCUGAUGUUUGUACUUUUUGUCCUUAUUCACCCCACAAAUGCGCAUGAGGAGCUGAAAGUAGGGUUUUAUGCGAAAACAUGUCCAGAAGCCGAGGCCAUAGUCAAGAAGGUUAUUGUUCAAACGUUGUCAAGAGCACCUACACUUGCUGCCCCUUUGUUGAGGAUGCAUUUUCAUGAUUGUUUCGUUAGGGGUUGUGAUGGCUCGGUGCUGUUGAAUUCUUCAACUAACCAAGCUGAAAAAAAUGCAAUUCCAAAUCAAACCCUUCGGGGCUUUCAAAUUAUCGAUAACAUAAAGUCUGCACUAGAAAAAGCAUGUCCUGGUGUGGUUUCAUGUGCCGACAUCUUAGCUAUAGUAGCCAGGGAUGUUGUUGCCACGCCAAAGGGACCAUUCUGGGAAGUUGAAACAGGGCGAAGAGAUGGAAGUGUUUCAAACAUAUCAGAGGCCUUACUAAAUCUACCAGCACCAACAGCUAACAUUAGCUCAUUGAAAAGAGAGUUUCAACAAAAGGGUCUAAGCGUAAAAGACUUAGUCGUGCUAUCAGGUGCGCACACAAUCGGUAUUGGUCACUGCGGCGCCUUCACUAAUCGACUUUACAACUUCACCGGAAAGGGCGACACAGACCCCACGUUGGAUCCAAACUAUAUUACAAAAUUGAAGGGCAAAUGCAAGCAAGGUGAUCUAUUUUCAUUCGCGGAAAUGGAUCCAGGAAGCUUCAAGACAUUCGAUGAAGACUACUACACUCUUGUGGCAAAGAGAAGGGGUCUGUUCCAAUCAGAUGCAGCUCUCCUUGACGAUCCCGAGACAAAAGCAUAUGUCAGACUACAAGCCACUACUCAUGGAUCUACUUUCUUCAAAGACUUUGGAGUAUCAAUGAUUAAUAUGGCUCGUGUCGGAGUUCUCACCGGCAAGGAUGGUGAAAUCAGGAAACAAUGCAGCAGGGUUAACUAA
Molecule: messenger RNA, 987 nt
Organism: Corylus avellana
Lineage: Eukaryota; Viridiplantae; Streptophyta; Magnoliopsida; Fagales; Betulaceae
Product: peroxidase 56-like
Biological process (GO): response to oxidative stress; hydrogen peroxide catabolic process
Molecular function (GO): peroxidase activity; heme binding
Source: RefSeq, a predicted model, not a curated record